AAAAAAGGUUAGAGAGAAUAUCAUUAUUAUGGGAUUUUCCCCAAAAACUUUAGUCGCAUUUUGUUGGACUGUUCUCUUCAUCAUAUCUUUUGUUCAUUGUCUUCCUAUGACUCAUGGUGGGAAACCGGGUUAUGGAAUAGAGCGAACAAUUAUUCGUCCGGAAUGGAGAUGCUACGUGGAUGAAGGGUGUCCUAAGGGACAGGGAGCACCCUGCGAAAAAAAUUGUAAAAAUGUAGCUGAUUACGGCAUUUGUAUUGGAAUCAAAUGUUGUUGUUUUGAUGUUAUACCUGUUCCUCCUACCUAAACUAGUACAGCUCUAUUAUAUAAGAUGAAACUAUAUAAUCAAAUGUAUUGGUAUCUGCUUAAUA
Molecule: messenger RNA, 368 nt
Organism: Arabidopsis thaliana (thale cress)
Lineage: Eukaryota; Viridiplantae; Streptophyta; Magnoliopsida; Brassicales; Brassicaceae
Product: Defensin-like (DEFL) family protein
Exons: 2
Coding region: 29-304 (91 amino acids)
Cellular component (GO): extracellular region
Source: RefSeq, marked reviewed